GGAAUUUAUUUUGGGUGGGAUAAAUUAACUUAGAAUCGUAUUUUGCUAAUACAGUUGAACCUUUCAAGAACGAAAUUCUCGCGGCAACGAAGAAAUCUGGCGGCCCCAGCGAACGUCCAUAGGGUUCAAUGCAUUUGCACCCUCUCAACAGCAAAGAGUUUUAAAAAGCAGUCCCGCAUUAACGAAAGUUUGAGGUAGUGAUCUGCCAUAGAGUUAUUCAAUGUGUCUACCAAGUUGGCAUUUUCAAAUUCCCUGAGUUUUUCAGGUUUCCUCUGAGUACUUUUGUGAAAUUCCCUGAGUGACACAGAACUUUGUUUUAGGUCAAGAUGGGCGGACACCAUGUCGCCACAUGCUGUCACUCUCUAAAAAGCAUGUCAUAAAAUAAAAUAACAACACAAUACAGUUUUGAUGAUAGCGAGUAACUUUUAUUAGAUUUAAAAAGAAAACAGAACGAAGUGGUUAGUAAAAUUGAUAGCGAAUAAAGUAUAAAAAAAGGUAAACUGAGGUUUACGUGACCCCCCCGGGUCUGGUCAUGUGACCUGGGGGGGGGGGGGGGGGGGGGGGUGUCGAGACCUGACGGCGACGCCGCUCAAGCCGGAAACGGGAGCAAUAACAGGGAAAGGAAAGGGUAAACAAACAUAAGGCGUUCAAAGUGCGAUUGCUCAACCCUUGUUGUCAAAACACUCCACCUAACAAAAUCUUUUUUUUUUUUUUUUUUUUUUUUUAUUUUGGGGUGAAGGAGUCGCACAGUGACAGCGGUGUUUGCACGCGACCGUUCCAACAGCGGGCACUCCCUGCCCUCCCCACGCGCGCAGGUGCCCUUCCCCUUGCUUUUGCCAUCCUCCACUUCUUUUGUUUUUAUUGGUUGCUUUUUUUAUUUUUUAUACAAUUGCUUUUUCGCUGCGCAUCCCCGCGUGCGCGUAUGCUGGGUUGGCGGUCUGCCAGCCUUGCAACCCGAGCUGUGUGCUCCCUGCCGGCGCAAUCCAACCUAUAGGGAGAAGCGAAGAACGGCCUUCGUUCGCUACAUCGAGUGUCCCCUCCAUGGGAGUUAUGGGCAUUCGAUACAGAAAAACAAUGCAAUUUUCUAGGGGAUGUUUGGACUGUUUCAUAUAAACAAUAAUUCGAUAUACGGGUGUGAUAUAACCGGGUUCAACAGUAUGUUUGGCCGUCUCCCUUAAUUUCCAGAUACCUUCGUUCGUUUGGCACGUAUAUCCCCGAUGCUAGAAAGCGCCGACGUUGUGUUCGCGCUGAGAGUGUCCGACAGUGCACAUAAAUACACGUGCGAAGCCGUUUUUGCACCGUUUUUUUUUUCCCCAUAGAAAUGCAUUACCGGAAGUCAAUUUUCGACUGGUUGCUGUCUGCUUCAACUUGCGUCGGCACACUAGCACCACUUGAACCUCUAGCGUACAUUACAAUAACCCUACGCGAUCUGCAACAUUUUUUCGUCAAAUGAGCCAGUUUGGAACCCAGAAUUGUGAAAAAUGGAGCAGUACACUCGUCCGACAAGUUGGGCACAUACGUUUCCGACAAGCAUCGGCGCGGCCAUUGCUGUUUACAUUCGGUCAAAUAAUGAUGACAAUGGCAACUAUACCGUAAAGUUCCGAGAGAACGCCCCCGCCCGAAACCUCGCCCACCCACCUUUUUGGACGAAAUAUAUAUUUUAAUAAAGUUCCCAAACAUCGCCCACCCCCUAAAAAUCGCAGUAGCUUCGACGCAUUCGAAAGCCCGGGAAGCCCCCGCCGCGAACAUACCUCUGGAAAAACCGAUGACUCGUCCGCAAACACCGCCAGUGACCCGAUUUCUAACAAAAGAGAAGAUCUUUUCCGGUUAGAUUGAUAAGAUAAGGGCGAACUAGAAGUGAAUCAUUCAAGACGUCCGGGUACAAAGGAAAAGAAGAAACAGCUCAAGCAAACAAACUCCACACUAGUAGACAGUCAUUCCUCUGCGUGCCCCGCAGCUGUUCACCUGCCCUCGCUUCCAGCAUCGACCAUGAGGAAUAGCUACACCAUCCAGAGAAAGGUGGAAGUUGUCCAGUGGCACAAGAAGAAUGGAGACAACGUAAGCAAAACUGCAAGACAUUUUGAGCUGGACAGGAAACGUGUUCGCGAAUGGAGCACCAACUACCAGUCCCUUCUGCAGCAGUGCCACGGCAAAAACAAAUUCAAGAGAGCCAUCAACAACGGACGGCCGGUCUUCAGCGAAGAGCUCGAUGAAGCACUCAUGGACUUCUUGGAUACCGAGCGGGCGGCGGGGCGAGCGGUGAGCAACCGCGUCCUUCAAGAGCACGCACGCAAGUUGGCGGUUCAGAUGAACCUGGGCAACUUCGAAGCUUCGAACCACUACCUGGCCCGCUGGAAAGCCCGCUUCAAUGUGUCGAUGCGAGUGGGGACGAACGAGAGUCAGAAGCUGCCGGCUGACUACGCUGACGCAAUCUCCGUCUUCCGGAGGGCUGUGGGAAGCCUGCGCCUGGAGCACAGUUACUCCAACUUUAGUAUAGCCAACAUGGACCAAACCAUGGUACGCAUGGACUGCCCAGCCAAGCGGACAAACAACGUUGCCGGCGAAUCAAGCAUCCGCAUCGUGAACACAGGCUGUGCGCGUCGUGGACUGACGGUUGCACUCUGUGCAACAGCUGCGGGCAUCAAACUCCCGGCUCUCAUCGUGCUCAAGGAACCGAUGGGCCGGAUCCCGCCAAGGGCACUGUUCGCACUUCAAAUCCCAGGUAUUGUCUCAAUUUCCGCGUGCGGCCAAUGUUACUUCUGGUUUGCCCAAACAAAUUUCAGCAUAAAAAUAAGUUGAAAACAUGCACUCACGCCUUUCGCAUAAAAAAAAAAAAAAAGUUUUAGGACAGCGUUGUUUUGUGAACGAUAUAAAAAGCGCCUUCCACAUGUAUUUGUGCAUUUCUAGUAGAGGGCGCUGCAUGGGUUCGUCACAAGUUUUGUUUUUUCAUCAAUACCGUCAAUACUACGCAGCGAUGCGGCGAUGCUUUCGUGUUUGCGGCUGCUCCGGUUGUUGGUGGUUGGCUUUGCCGGAGUUUGGAAUGAAACCGAAUCUCGGCUCCUUUCAGAAAAUGUGAGAGUGACCUGUUCAAGAAACGGAUGGAUGACUACGCCGGUCUUCCUCGAAUGGGUGCGGAGGGUGUGGGGUGCCAACAAAGACGACGUGAGGCGGCUGCUCGUCUUGGACCAGGCGCCCAUUCACAAGACAGAGGCAGCGCGGGAGGCCCUCGACGGGAAGGAAACCGACGUUGUCUUCAUUCCUGGCGGGUGCACGUCUAUUCUCCAGCCAGCAGACGUGUGCUGGAUGAAGCCCUUCAAAGAUGCUCUCAGGAAUCGUUGGUCCUCCUUCUUGCGGGAAGGGGCUGUCACCGCCAAAGGGAACCUCAAGAAGCCGUCGCGUCAGGAUGUCGUCAGCUUCGUGUCCGAGGCUUGGGCAUCUCUAUCGGAGGAGGCCGUCCUGACGUCGUUCAAGCGCUGCGGCAUCUCAACACGCCUCGACGGCUCAGAAGACGGGGAGUUGAACCACCGCCUGGCCUCUGUAAGCGACGAACCAGCGAUGGGGCCCGAAGCUCGGGAGAGCAUAGUGGACGAAGUAGUGCAACUCGUCUUUGACAGCGACAGCGAUGAGUCGUUCGAUGGAUUUAGCGAUGACGAGUGAGCAAUAAAUGCGUAUGCACCGCUGAUCUGUCAAAUGCAGCCAUUUUUUUUGUAGUUUUUGGCCCUUGGCCCGAAACUUCGCCCACCCCAUGUUUUUCACCAUUUAUCUCUUAAUUUUGGGUGGGCGUUCUUUCGGAACUUUACGGUAUGCUUUUUUUUGGGGGUUGGUGAAAACAGCGUUUUGCUAGCCCAUCUGUUGGCAACUACCUAGGUACGUGACGACACCGCCUGCUGCUAUUUCGCCGUCCGCCGCGUGCACGCCGAGAUCGCUCGCGCCUUGUUUACUACCUUUUGUUUGGCCUGUCGGAAAGAUGCCGCCUCCCAUUAAAAAGUUUAAGUUUUUUGCACUUCAGAAGAACUCUGCGAUCACUGCCAAAGCCAGAAAGAAGUCUGAUAUUACAGAGGAGUUCAGUAUCCUUUGCUUCUCGCUUUCUACGAUUCUGAAAUCCAAGGACAGCAUCAUGAAAAGUAAUAGGUGUGCUUAGUUGUCCAUUUCUGCAGCAGCGAAAUUCUUGCGAGAACGAGAAACGUUUCCUUCCCCCGCGGUUUGGUUAUUACGGGUGUGAUGAUGUGACUUAAUGUGGAAAAGAAGUGCAAGUCAACCCAUGGAUCGGCCUGGAGGGAGAAACGAAGAAGAGAGAUUUUGGAGUGCGUGCUCAGAGGGCGUGAAAAGGACUGGCCGGGAGAUUGUGCAGAGAGCGGAACGACACGAUCGGCCAGGGCAAUCGGCGGCCUCCUACUGUCUGACCAGCAGCCUGUUCCAGCGAGGGCAGCGAAUAGAAACCUACGCUGCCCCCGGCUUCCUACAGCGGGAGCGCUUGGUGCGGUAACUCUGGGGCCGCCGACGGAAGCCAACCGCUCCCGCUCCUGACUUCCAGCCACAACCGUGGGCCGACAACGACAGCACAAGACACACUGCUGCACAGGGACUCAAAGACAUGGUGACUGAUGCGUUUUCCUUUCUUUAACUAAGUUUUCUUUUUUUGUAUAAGCAUAUGAACCCUUUGAUUUUUUUUUGUAAAUACAAGUUUUCAUGAAAAACGAAGGA
This is a messenger RNA of Ixodes scapularis (black-legged tick), 4704 nucleotides long. RefSeq lists its product as uncharacterized. The record is from RefSeq and is a predicted model, not a curated record. NCBI's taxonomy places the organism in Eukaryota, Metazoa, Arthropoda, Arachnida, Ixodida, Ixodidae. The transcript has a single exon. Gene Ontology annotation, cellular component: nucleus. Gene Ontology annotation, molecular function: sequence-specific DNA binding. Bases 1990 to 2799 code for a protein of 269 amino acids.